Capronia epimyces CBS 606.96 is the source of this 1614-nucleotide messenger RNA. RefSeq lists its product as uncharacterized. The record is from RefSeq and is a predicted model, not a curated record. Bases 1 to 1614 code for a protein of 537 amino acids. The transcript has 7 exons. NCBI's taxonomy places the organism in Eukaryota, Fungi, Ascomycota, Eurotiomycetes, Chaetothyriales, Herpotrichiellaceae.
AUGGCAGUGUCUUACGAAGAGACUGGACGCCAGAAGCGGGCACAGCAAGCCGCCUCGAUACCUCAAGAAUGGCGGCUGAGAGAGAUACCACCCGUCACUGACGUUGUCAAUGCAUUGGAUUUCAUUCGCAAAUCCGCCUUGCUCUCACCGAAAGAGCUCGAGAUCACCGAAACGACCGAUGCGGAUGUUCUGCUCGAGAAGUUGGCCAGCAAAAAGCUAUCGGCUGUGGAUGUGAUCACAGCGUUUUCAAAGAGGGCUGCUCUAGCUCACCAACUCACGACAUGUUGUACCGAAAUGUUCUUCGACGAGGCACUGGAGACUGCGAAAGCACUUGAUGAGCACCUCGAGAAGACUGGCAGGACCAUUGGGCCCCUUCAUGGCCUUCCCGUCUCGAUCAAGGAUCAAUUCGAUGUCAAAGGCGUCGAUAGCUCUAUAGGAUGGGUUGGAUUGACUGGGAAACCAUCGGCUGGAGACAGCUACCCAGCACGCAUCUUUCGUCAACUUGGAGCAGUACUCUACGUCAAAUCAAAUAUCCCCCAGUCAAUGAUGAUGUCGGACUCUUACAACCACGUAUUUGGCCAGUGCGUGAACCCAUUGAACAGAAACCUCAUCUCUGGAGGGAGUUCUGGUGGAGAGGGUUCCUUGGUCAGUGCAAGAGCCAGCAUCCUAGGUCUCGGAAGUGACAUUGGCGGAUCCAUCAGAAUCCCAGCUGGUCUUUGUGGCUUAUACGGACUGAAUCCGACGUUCGGGAGGCAGCCUUAUCAGCCGAAAGGGACACGGCAAGACAUUGUAAGACCGGUGGCUGGACCAUUGGCAAGUAGUCUGUCGACCGUCGAGACAUACAUGUCGGCCCUUGCUUCUGCGAAGCCCUGGGAGCGGGAUCCCCAUAUAGUGCCCGUCCCAUGGCGGACAGAAUUAUGCACAUCUGCCGGCAAGCUGAGGAUUGGCUAUGUGAUUGAUGAUGGCUUUGUCAAGGUCCAACCUCCGGCUGCUCGAGCCGUCCGGGAAGUGGUCGAGCGACUACGAGCGGCGGGUCAUGACGUAUUGGAAUGGGAUGCUAGCUCCCACGCCCACUGCUACCAGCUCUGGGAAAAGGCCAUCCUCUCGGACGGCGGCGAGGCCUGUCGCAAACUCUGCGAGCUGAGCGGCGAACCCCUGGUCCAGGGCAUGCUGGUCGGCACCGAAAAGGAUCUGCUGACUUCCACUCAACUCCAUCAGCUCAACCUCGACAAGUUCGAAUACGAACGUGUUUACCUCGAGCGUUGGGCCGACGCCAACCUGGACGCACUGAUCAUGCCUGUGACGCCGUGGGUUGGCUACAAACCGUGGACGUGGGUCAAGAGCCAUCAAUACGUGGGAUACACUUCGAUCUGGAAUUUCGUCAAUUACGCGGCGCUCACCAUUCCUGUCACCACGGUCGACGUGGACAAGGAUCAGCCGGAUCACGAGUGGUUGACGCACAAGCCGAGGAAUCCAUCGGAUGAAUUUAACUGGAAACAAUACGAUCCUGAGCUGGUCAAGGGCAUGCCGGUCGGCGUUCAAGUUGUAGGAGGCAAAUUCGGAGACGAGAAAGCCAUUGCAGUGGCCAAGGUCAUUCAGGAAUUGCUGAAAUGA